AUGCCCAAUCCAACUGGGAAGAAUCAGUAUUACAAUGGCAAACGACCUCCAGACGAGGAACUGGAGAAGGCCCUACGUGGCUAUUCGAAAGAACUAUUGCCACAGCCUCGACAAGUGGAGCGUCUUGCUGAGGACCUGAAGUAUCAUAUCAGUGUAGCGACACUAAAGAAGCACCUGAAAGCUUUCGAUAUCCCAUCUGCACGCAAACCCAUUCCACAUGCUGAUGCUGUCGCGCAUGUGCAGGAAUUUGUUGCCACAGAUGUUCAUCGUCGCAACGGACCGGUUGAGAUUCGACACCGGAUCGCGCAAACAGGAAUUAUUAUACCUCGGGAUACUAAGAAGAUUAAGCGCGGAAAGUUAGACUCUCCUGGCUUCAUGGCCCAGCUUCAUGUGGACGGCCACGAGAAGUUAUCAGCCCUCGCGCUGGCUAUGGGCGGUGUGGGACUGGAGAUAUAUGGCAUGCGUGAGACGAAUGGCCCCUUCAUGCAGGCCGUCGUUGUACCCAACGCUCGUUAUAACGUCGCUGUGGCACACCUCUAUCUCGACCUUGUAGAGAAGCUUGGACACUUCCCUCGGCAAAUCACAGCUGACGGUGGUAGCGAGACGGGUUUGCUUCGAAGUGUUCAUGUGGCAUUGCGCGAGACGUUCGCACCAGAGUUGCGGGAGAUCCCAUUCCAGCAGCUCCCCAGCACUCGUAACAUCCCCAUUGAGAACAUGUGGUCUCGGUGGCUCAAAGCAGAUGGGGACAACCUGAAGACGAUCAUAUUACAAGGCAGAGGAAACGGUUUGUUUCUUCAUGGUCAUCCAGUACAUACCAACUUGUUUCAGUGGCUGUGGUCGAAAGUCGUUCAGAAGGUGAUGGACGAGUUCCGCGAAGGGUGGAACCGUCACCGCAUUCGGAAGCAGAAGGGAAAGCUUGGCCAUCGGAUGCACUCCAAUGACGUUAUUGCAACUCCUACAAAAUACGGACUCGAGGACCAUCGUGUGGGCGUCACAGAUAUGUCCGUAAUUCAGGCUCUCCGGGCGUGCCUCCCACAGUCCCGCCAUGAUGCACUUCGCUUUGUCGAUGAUGAGUUUGACGUUGCGGCCUGGGAGGUGUAUAGCGAGAUUGGAGAGCCACCUCUUACGGUGCUAAGCGGCUGGGAGGUGUUUGGAAGAAUGGCUGCACGCCUAGAACGUAUGUACGAUGAUCAUGUAGGGUUUGAGUAA
Messenger RNA from Epithele typhae, 1209 nucleotides. RefSeq lists its product as uncharacterized. Bases 1 to 1209 code for a protein of 402 amino acids. The transcript is spliced from 8 exons. The record is from RefSeq and is a predicted model, not a curated record. Lineage: Eukaryota; Fungi; Basidiomycota; Agaricomycetes; Polyporales; Epitheliaceae.